Adelges cooleyi (spruce gall adelgid) is the source of this 2793-nucleotide messenger RNA. Its product is annotated as small G protein signaling modulator 3 homolog. The record is from RefSeq and is a predicted model, not a curated record. Lineage: Eukaryota; Metazoa; Arthropoda; Insecta; Hemiptera; Adelgidae. Gene Ontology annotation, molecular function: protein binding. The coding region runs from base 221 to 2641 and encodes 806 amino acids. The transcript has 16 exons.
UUUGUUCAUAACUCAUUUUGAGUGUACUUUGAAAAUUGAUUUUUGACAUAUAUUUUGUAUCGAGUCUCGUGAUAUUCUUACACGUAAUAGAUUACUGCAAACGGCUUAAAAGCUACAAUAAUGGUCGGGCUAUGAAUGUAAACACAUUACAAUAUUGUAUACACAUUUAUUUUAGCACCAUGACAGUAAUUUAAGUGUUACUGUACUACAUUAUUGAAAUAUGGACUUAAAACAUUUAUUUUUGACGAGAUCACACGAAGGAUAUGCAGGAAAAGAAGACAACAUCCACAUUGAAACAGCACUUGAAACUGAAGACGAAGAGGAUAACGAGAUAUCAAAUGAUAGAAAUUUGACAAAAAGGUUGUCAUUUAACAUUAAGGAAUGGGGUAGCAAUAUAAAACUAACAAAAGGAAAACCAUUUUCUGGUCUUACUCCUUCUAUGUGGCCAGAAGACAUUCACACCUGCUACAUUCAAUAUGACAAUAAAUCACCUCCUAAUCAACAAUGGUUUGAUGAAUUCGGUUUCCGCAUAGAAAGUACCAAUGGAGUUACCAAAGAAUAUGAAUUAGAUGACGACUUGUAUGAAGAUCCUCAGCAAAGUAGACUGUUAUGGAUCUCUUAUUUAGAAAAUUCUUACAAAGAUGAAUUACUGGAAAAAGAAACAAUCACAUUAAAAACUCGUUCAAGUACUUUACGAUCUAUGGUUCGUCAAGGUAUUCCGCAUUCGUUAAGACCACAAUUAUGGAUGAUAUUUUCUGGUGCACUUUUAAAAAAACAAACACACAAUGUUACCUACAAAGAAAUAGUACGAUCGUCAAACAAUGAUACUCUGGUGUCUUCUAAACAAAUAGAAAAAGAUCUUCUGCGCACCAUGCCUAGUCAUGUAUGUUUUAAUAAUUUUCAAAGUACUGGUAUUCCAAGAUUACGAAGAGUAUUACGUUCACUAGCGUGGUUAUAUCCCGACAUUGGAUAUUGCCAAGGUACAAGUAUGAUUGUCGCAUCUCUUCUACUCAUUCUUGAAGAAGAAGAAUCAUUUUGGGUGAUGUGUGCAAUUGUAGAAGAUUUAUUGCCUGCAUUAUAUUACACAACAACUCUGAUAGGUGUAAAAGCUGAUCAACAGGUUCUACAAACUGUACUCGGUACUUAUUUACCUGGUGUAUGUCAACUUUUACGGUUACACGAUAUUGAACUAAGUUUGAUAACAGUUAAUUGGUUUUUAACUUUGUUUUCAAAUGUUGUCAACUUUAGAGUUCUAUUAAGAAUUUGGGAUUUAUUAUUUUUUGAAGGUUCAAUUAUUCUUUUUCAAAUAACAAUUGGUCUUCUUAAAUUAAAAGAACCAAUACUAAAAACUCUUGAUAAUUCAGCUGAUAUUUUUAACGCUUUAUCUAAUAUUCCUGGUAAUAUAUCUAGUAUUAAAGAGUUAUUUGAGGUUUGUUUUGAAAUAUCUUCAGAACUGACUAUUGAAAAUAUUGAAACAUAUCGUAGGCGGUAUUUAGGAUAUUUAAUGGCUGAUGGAGGUGCGUUCGUUCCUAAUGUCGAGUGUUCCACAAAUUUACCUAAACAACAUCUCAAUAGAAGACAAAUACAAAAAUCAAAAUCUCUUAUGCAAUUGCUACUCUUUGGCGACGACACAAAUGAAGAGUCUUCUAAAACUACAAUAAAAUGUAAAAAUAUCCGGCAGACUGAGUUUUUGGUCGAUUUAAGGGAAGCAAUAAUGCAAGUAGCCAGACAUUUUAUUAUUACUGAUCCUAAACUCAGUAAUAUUUCUUUGAAACCAGAUUUUACAAAAGAAAGCCAUUUAAAUGAUAUAGAAACUUAUGCAAAUGUAUCAAGAAAUAAAAAAAGAAGAGCCAAAGCACUAUUAGAUUUUGAAAGACAUGAUGACGAUGAAUUGGGAUUUAGAAAAAACGAUAUUAUAACUAUAAUUAGUCGUAAAGACGAACACUGUUGGGUCGGCGAACUAAAUGGUCUAAGAGGAUGGUUUCCUGCCAAGUUUGUAGAAUUAUUAGACGAACGAAGUAAACAGUAUAGUAUUGCUGGUGAUGAUUCUGUUUCUGAAAUUAUAACCGAUUUAGUAAGAGGAGCUCUUUGUCCUGCUUUAAAACAAGUAUUAGAGCAUGGAAUGAAACGUCCAUCAUUUUUAGGUGGACCGUGUCAUCCUUGGUUAUUUAUUGAAGAAGCAGCAAUGACUGAAGUAGAAAGAGAUUACAGUUCUGUGUAUAGUAGAUUAAUGUUAUGCAAGACCUAUAGAUUAGAUGAAGAUGGCAAAGUUUUGACACCGGAAGAAUUGUUGUAUAGAUGUAUUCAAAGUAUAAAUCAAAGUCACGAUGCUGCCGGCUGUCAAAUGGAUGUAAAAUUAAGAAGUUUAAUUUGUCUUGGUCUAAACGAACAAGCAUUGCAUUUGUGGUUGGAAUUGUUGUGCUGUUCAGAUCAAAUUGUCAAAAAAUGGUAUCAGCCAUGGAGUUUUGUGUGUAGUCCAGGAUGGGUACAAGUGAAAUGUGAACUAAGAGUUUUAUCUCAAUUUCCUUUUAAUUUAAAUCCAAACUGGGAACUUCCACCAAAAAAAGAAAACGCUCUAACAUUAAAAGCUGGUGUUAGAGAUAUGCUAGUCAAACACCAUUUAUUCAGUUGGGACUUGUAGUCUUUUUUGUUGAUGAAUUAUUGAUAUCUUUAUAUAAUUUAUGUGAUCUUAUAUAUGUCAAAUGUAUUAAUGUAAACUAUUUAUAAUAUUUAUCUUUCAAUUUUCUUGUACUUUAUUUGCAAAAUUAUAAAAUUAAAUUUUUCUACUGAGUG